AGACUGCAUUGCGUGGAUUUUCAUUUCCCCUGACAUUUCUGCCAGCAGUGUGCGUGGUGUGGUGUAGUUCUCUGAUAACUUUACCCCACACUUGUGUCGCUGAUUAUGCCGUUGAAAUGACGCAACUCUCCACCGUCUACCUGCCAACAAGGUACAACGAGAGCGGUGAAAAGGUGUUUGAGCUCAAUAAUUCCUCAACUCCGCUAAAACUUGCCUUUGAUGAUUGGAACCACGUCUUCUAUGUAGCAGGUGGUGAGUACCUCUAUUUCUACUCACUGCGAGAUUAUGAGAACCCCAAGGAGCUCGGACUUGAGAGGAGUCGGGAUGGUUACUCCUUUGUGGACCUCGCCAUGUGUGGACAGUACCUGUACGCUCUCCUUGCCAACUACAAUGCCCGGACCUCAUUCUGUGAAAUCUACAAGAGGUUUGAUCUUGAGUCGGAUGUCUCCAGAGACCUUUUUAGGGUUAGAAGCUUCCAAGGUAUUGACUGUGUUACGUCGUUGCAUUACUCCUUUGAAUGUGGUGUGAAAGGUGGACUCCAAUUCACCAAAGAUAACGGCGAACAAAAUCCUGAGUACUACGGUUUCAGUCGGUUCAUUACCCUAGGUGGGCGUGGCUUCUCUGUACUGCGAGCCACUGACCUGUCCCGGGUCUACGACAGUGGUGACGUCAUGGAGCUACGCCACGCCCAGUUCACACCGAAACUGUUCAACGCCCGGAUGUCUGACCCUAACGCUCAGAUUUUGUCCACCAGGGAUGUUCAGUCUACGGAGAAAGGUCUUGAACCUUCAGUCUUAGAAGUCGGGCAGUCCAAUGGUCUUGGGCUCAUCUUCGUCGGGUCCAGGAACCCAGGCUCUGUGACGCUCUUCUCUGUUCAUCAUGACGUCACCAGUCCCCGGUUUGAAGCCUUGUGGUCAGGCAUCCCCACCAUAAGACGAUACAUGAAGUGGCACGAGGCCUACAGUGAGAGGGAGCUCGUCGGUGUGGAAGUUAGCGACUUACU
Aplysia californica (California sea hare) is the source of this 1003-nucleotide messenger RNA. RefSeq lists its product as uncharacterized. NCBI's taxonomy places the organism in Eukaryota, Metazoa, Mollusca, Gastropoda, Aplysiida, Aplysiidae. The record is from RefSeq and is a predicted model, not a curated record.